Messenger RNA from Diatraea saccharalis (sugarcane borer), 1281 nucleotides. NCBI's taxonomy places the organism in Eukaryota, Metazoa, Arthropoda, Insecta, Lepidoptera, Crambidae. The record is from the annotation of a GenBank genome assembly.
AUGGUCGUAUUGUUUCCGUUACAGUUUCCUGAUUCCCAAUUUAAUAGAGAAGGUGAUAAUGGCGGAGUUUCGUCUUCAGGUGGAUUUGUAACUGAUACAGGAACUAUUGCUACCUCUGCUGCAUUUUCUUGGUUUGGCACAUCCGUUACAAAUACAGGCUCUACAGGUAGGGUAGUAUUUGGUACAGGAACAACAGCUGGUUCUGUAGUAUUUUCGGGAUUUGGUCUAUCCGUAACAAAUGCAGGAGCGAAAUCAAGCUCAGUGAACAGAUUCCGAUUAUACGGAUAAGUUCCUGUAUUCCAGUUCGUCGUGAGCAUUCGUCUAGUUAGCACGCGUAUCACCAUUUCUGUGUCUUCAAUAUAUCGACAACAUUUUUACCGGUUAUAGAUAAUCAUAACUUGUGUCACGGAAAUGAAGUGCGCGGUCUGCGAUUCGGUUUUUGAUGAUGGAGUUCAGUGUGGAGUAUGUAAAAAAUACUUGGACUUCGGCUGUGCCAAUAUAUCCGAGGCUGGGUAUAAAAAGCUGGGAGCUGAUCGGAGAGCAGCCUGGAAGUGUCCACAAUGCAAGCAAUCAAGACUGUCUCCAGCUCCAUCUAAUGACUCCUCUAUCCUUGAAAACAUACUCAGAGAACUGCGUGAUGUAAAGAAUCAACUAGCCAAGUUGUCUACCCUCGUAGAUGAAGUCAAGUGUAUCAAACAGGAGCUUUCCGGACUUAAAGAGUCUUGCGAAUUCAACGGCGACCAAUUGGACAAGCAAGCGGUUAGAAUUUCGAAUUUGGAACAGAAGAUACCCGACAUGCAAAAAGUUGAAUCUUCCAUUGAGGCGACCACAACUGACAUUAAUGCCCUUAAAAAAGGUUUAGCACUUAGAGAUCAGUGGACACGUCUGAACAAUAUUGAGGUGAAGGGUGUACCAGUUAAAACCAAUGAAAAUCUAUAUUCUAUAGUUGAAUCGUUGACUAAAGUAGUGGGCUACAGUUUCCCUAAGUCUCAAAUAAAUUACAUUGCCAGGGUGCCAAUACAAAAUUCCAAAGAGAAAUACAUAGUUAUAAAUUUUGUGAACCGCUAUAUUAAGGAAGAGUUCAUAGCUGCAGCACGGGCUAUGAAACAUAUAACUUCUGCCGAUAUUGGAUUUGCAGGCAACUCACAGCGAACUACAAAACUAAACCACAAGUUUCUUAAUUCAUCAUCCCUUGGAAAUUUGAAAAGGCAAAUGGGUAUGAGAUUUGAAGAUAGGCAACCUCCUACACAACAUUUUAGUCAUCACGACAACGGUAAUUAG